CCCCGGGUUUAAAAGUUUGAAACGCCGCUAGAGACGGCGCGAACAUCGCGCGCGCGCUUCUCUCGCUGCCCGCGGUCGAGCACGCGCCAAGGCGCAGGCGUCUUCAGAGCCAUGCCGGUGCGCUUCGUAGUCACCCCCACGAAGAUUCACGAAGGCAAGAAGUACGAUGACGAUGACGACGAGGACGAGGAGGAGGAGGAGGAGGUCGAUGCCGCCGCGGAACACCACGCGGGGACAGGUGACGGCGCCCGCUCCGAGACGUCGCCCCCCGGGGAGGAGACCGCCGAGGCCGGCAGCGGCCCGGCCGCGACAGAAACGAGCCGGCAGUUUGGGAACGAGUCGAGCAAGCUUUUAGGUGAUGGCCAGGUGGACAACAGCCUCCUCAACAAUGGCGACAUGGAGCAGGCCAACUCCUACUACGACAAGAACAUGGCCCUCUUCGAGGAGGAGAUGGACACGAGGCCCAUGGUGUCGUCGCUCCUCAACCGUCUGGCGAACUACACGAACCUGCCGCAGGGCGCCCGCGAGCACGAGGAGGCCGAGAACAUGGACAAGCGCAAGGCCAUCAAGGCCCCCAAGAUGGGCACCUUCAUGGGCGUCUACCUGCCGUGCCUGCAGAACAUCUUUGGCGUGAUCCUCUUCCUGCGCCUCACCUGGGUGGUGGGCACCGCCGGCGUCCUGGAGGCCUUCGCCAUCGUCCUGCUGUGCUGCUGCUGCACGAUGCUCACGGCCAUCUCCAUGAGCGCCAUCGCGACCAACGGAGUCGUACCAGCCGGCGGCUCGUACUACAUGAUCUCGCGGGCGCUGGGCCCCGAGUUUGGCGGUGCCGUGGGCCUCUGUUUCUACCUGGGCACCACCUUCGCCGCCGCCAUGUACAUCCUGGGUGCCGUCGAGAUCCUGCUGUCGUACAUCGCCCCGGCGGCGGCGAUCUUCAGGGGCGACUCGCCGGCGGACAUGCUGAACAACAUGCGCGUGUACGGCACGUGCUUCCUCACCUUCAUGGCGCUCGUCGUCUUCGUGGGGGUCAAGUACGUCAACAAGUUCGCCAUGGUGUUCCUCGCCUGCGUCAUCAUCUCCAUCUUCUCCAUCUACGCCGGCGUCAUCAAGUCGGCCUUCGCGCCACCAGACUUCCCGGUGUGCAUGCUGGGCAACCGCGCACUAUCGCAGCGCACGUUCCACACGUGCGCCAAGACGGUGGAGGGCCCCAACGGCACGGAGACCACCGACCUGUGGGCGCUGUUCUGCGACUCUCCGCUGCUCAACGCCACGUGCGACAAGUUCUUCGAGCUCAACAACGUCUCCGAGAUCGCCGGCAUUCCCGGCGCGGCCAGCGGCAUCAUCAAAGACAACCUGUACCACAGGUACCAGCAGAAGGGGGAGCUGCUGGAGAAGAAGUCGGAGCACGACGCGGUGGAGACGUUGCCGCCCGGCGACAACCACCCCUACAUCUCCGCCGACAUCGCCACCUCCUUCAUGUUGCUCGUCGGCAUCUUCUUCCCGUCUGUCACCGGCAUCAUGGCCGGCUCCAACCGAUCGGGAGAUUUGAAAGACGGCCAGAAAUCCAUUCCCGUGGGGACCAUCUGUGCCAUUGCGACCACCUCCUUCGUGUACCUCACGUGCGUCGUGCUGUUCGGGGCCUGUGUGGAGGGCCUGGUGCUCCGCGACAAGUUUGGCGCGGCGGUGCACGGGAACCUGGUGGUGGGCACGCUGUCGUGGCCCUCGCCGUGGGUCAUCGUCAUCGGCUCAUUCUUUUCCACGUGCGGCGCCGGCCUCCAGAGCCUGACGGGCGCGCCGCGCCUCCUGCAGGCCAUCGCCAAGGACAACAUCAUCCCCUUCUUGCGGGUGUUUGGCCACGGCAAGGCGAACGGCGAGCCCACGUGGGCGUUGCUGCUCACGGCCGGGAUCGCCGAGCUCGGCAUCCUCAUCGCGUCGCUCGACAUGGUGGCACCCAUCCUGUCCAUGUUCUUCCUCAUGUGCUACAUGUUCGUGAACCUCGCCUGCGCCUUGCAGACGCUGCUGCGAACGCCCAACUGGCGCCCACGCUUCAAGUUCUACCACUGGACGCUGUCGUUCCUGGGCAUGAGCAUCUGCCUGGCGCUCAUGUUCAUCUCGUCGUGGUACUACGCCAUCGUCGCCAUGCUCAUCGCCGUGAUGAUCUACAAGUACAUCGAGUACCGCGGGGCGGAGAAGGAGUGGGGGGACGGGAUCCGGGGGUUGUCGCUGAGCGCCGCGCGCUUCGCUCUGCUGCGCCUUGAGGAGGGGCCCCCACACACCAAGAACUGGAGGCCCCAGCUGCUGGUGCUGCUCAAGCUGGACGAGGACCUGAACGUGAAGAACCCGCGCCUGCUCACCUUUGCGUCGCAGCUCAAGGCCGGCAAGGGCCUCACCAUCGUGGGCUCCGUCAUCGAGGGCAGUGUCCUCGAGACGUGCGGCGAGGGGCAGACCGCCGAGCACACGAUCAAGCGGAUGAUGGACAUCGAGAAGGUGAAGGGCUUCUGCCAGGUGGUGGUCUCCUCCAAGGUGCGCGACGGCAUCUGCCACCUCGUGCAGUCGAGCGGCCUCGGCGGCCUGCGGCCCAACGCCGUCGUCAUGGGGUGGCCCUUUGGCUGGCGGCAGAACGAGGACUCGCGCACGUGGAAGACCUUCAUCGAGACGGUGCGCAUCACCACGGCGGCCCACCACGCGCUGCUCGUGGCCAAGAACAUCGCGCUCUUCCCCGGCAACCAGGAGCGCUUCGCCGACGGCAGCAUCGACAUCUGGUGGAUCGUGCACGACGGGGGCAUGCUCAUGCUGCUGCCCUUCCUGCUGCGACACCACAAGGUGUGGAAGAAGUGCCGCAUGAGAAUCUUCACGGUGGCCCAGCUGGAGGACAACAGCAUCCAGAUGAAGAAGGACCUGGCCACCUUCCUCUACCACCUGCGCUUCGACGCCGAGAUCGAGGUCGUCGAGCUGAACGACAGUGACAUCUCGGCCUACACUUACGAGCGGACCCUGAUGAUGGAGCAGAGGACGCAGAUGCUGCACCAGAUGAGGCUGUCAAAGUCUGAGAGGCAGCGAGAGGCCCAGAUGGUGAAGGACCGCCACCUGCUGGCGCGCUCGGAGAGCAUCGUGUCGGAGGACGAGGAGCCGGAGGCGGCGACGGACGCGGUGCCGGGCCCCGAGCGCGUUCACAUGACCUGGACCAAGGAGCGCUACGAGCGAGCUCACCGGCACGCCGCCGCCGCCGCCGCCGCCACGGCGCAGCAGGGGCGCGCCCAGGACGGCGCCGGCGCCGGCGUGGGGACGCCCGACGGCUUCCGCGACCUCCUCAACAUUAAACCGACGCAGUCGAACGUGCGGCGCAUGCACACGGCGGUGAAGCUCAACGAGGUGAUCGUGAGCCGCUCGCACGACGCCCGCCUCGUCCUGCUCAACAUGCCCGGCCCGCCCAAGAACCCCGACGGGGAUGAGAAUUACAUGGAGUUCCUGGAGGUGCUUACCGAGGGACUGGAGCGAGUGCUGCUCGUCCGAGGCGGCGGUCGGGAGGUCAUCACCAUCUACUCGUGAGGUCGCGGGUCACGAGGUCUCGGGCGGGGUCACGAGGUCUUCGACGCCUUCCCCCCCGCCAUCUCCCGGCGCCGCCACGUUUCCCCCCCCCCCUCCCCCCUCCUCUUCCGCGACGCGUCUGCGCUCCGUCUCGUGUGUUUGGUACCGCGUCGUCGUAACGAGCUCUCGGCUUUAGGAUUUCGCUGCUUCUGCUGCGGCCGACGAUCCGCCGUCGAACGGUGGCUUUUCGAUUCCGGUUUUUUUUCUUCUCCCCCCCGAAACUCCGUGCCUGUGUUGGCGGUCGCCGACUCUGAGAAAGCCGUCCGCCCCAUCAGUUUGCCCGUCCGUUCGCGCGUCCGCACAGACGCGCGUCCGUUCGCGCGUCCGUCCGAAUCGGCGCGGCAGACACCGGGUCGGAUCUGACCGGGGCUCCUGUCUCUGCCAGGCCGCGGUACGUAUGUUGAACUGCUCUCGCACCGCCGUACGUAGCCAACCGUGCUAAUCGGAGGUGCGGGGGAAAGGCGACAACACUCGGCGCAAACCAUACCGGCCGCCGCUACUCGCCCGUCUUUCAACAGCGCCCCGCGCGAAAAUUGCUCUGUGAUCGAUUGGCGCGUGGGGGUCCUGUGGAUGGGGGGGGAGGGCGGUGUGUUGUUGUCCGAUCGUUGGCGUUGGUCUUGGUCUGGCUGGCCGGCCAGAUCCUGGGGGAGAGGGGCGUUAGCCUGACGAAGGGAAUGCUCUCUUUGUCGCUCGUCACACACAUGUAAAAAUACUUUUUAUUUCUGAGCUGCUGCGCGCACACGUCGCCCGCCCAGAUCCCCUACGUCGCUCGGCGUUCCGUCGCCGUGCGCCCGCGGGGGUCGCGGGGGUCGCGGGGGUCGCGGGGGUCGCGUGGGUCGCGGGGGUCGCGGGGGCUCUGCUAUGUGAAGCAGUUCGUUAGUCGCGGGCGCAACCAUCAGGUUUCUAAGAUAAUAAUAUAUAUUUUUAAAAAGUAACGACUGUGUAGUUCCUUGGUUAAGACGGCGCCAGUUCCGGCGUUGUUUGCGAUGCGCGGUGGGCGGCGGCGGCGGCGGCGGCGGCGGCGGCGGCGGCGGCGGCGGCGGGGGGGGGGCGGCUGGCAGAGUUUUCUUCGCGGCCGUCGCGAGCGCUCGUUGUUUCAGGCUCGGCUCACGACGUCCGCCUGCCGCCGCCGCCCGCCGCCGUACUUUGAUUCGUCCUUCCCAAAUGCUUUGUGCGGCAGUUUGUUUAAGCGGCGGCAAACCCACGAGCGACUCUCGCGUCGCAACGUGACGCGGCUGAUAGCUCGGCGUCAACUCCCAAAGGCGCGCGCCCUCCCAAACUCUCUACGUGCACUUCCCCUGCCCCCCCCCCAACGUUAUUUAUUUAUUGUUACGCCGCUCGAAGGUCUCGGAUGUUUUGAACGCCCCCGCGAUGUUCAGUGGCGUCCUCCCCGCGAGAGGCGGCCGCUCCCCUCGCCCGUCCCUCGGCUGCUGGAUGACUGAUUGGGGUGGACGGAGAUAUCACGAUAACAAAAAAAGCGAAAGGGGGGGGGGGGUGGCCCCUGUCGAUGUGCCGGACUCGGAAUCUCAAAAUCUCAAAAUCUUUACUUAGACCGCCGCAGGAGGAGGAAUCCGAUGAGCUGUGAAGCUUUUUUUCGCAGGUGCCGAGUAUGGGCUGGUCAGCGAGUCACGAAGACGUCUGCCUGGCGUCUGUUACGCUGACUCGGUGCUCCUGCUAGUGGAUGGUUGUCGGGGUUGGUAUCAGUUGCAGGCCUGGCUACGGCUGGUGUGAGAUUGGCUUGUAGGCUAGAGGCUAGGGUGUAGCGCCGGCGGCGGCGGCAGCAGCAGCAGCAUCAGGUUGGAGAGGGAUCAGGCCGCUGCUAUCGCCUGCACGGGCCUGCUGGCGUGGGCCCGCUGGCGUGGGCCUGCUGGCGUGGGCCUGCUGGCGUGGGCCUGCUGGCGUGGGCCUGCUGGCGUGGGUGUACGAUGGGGGGUUGGCACCAGUUGAGGGUCGGCCGUCUGUGUCAGCGCCGCGUAGCCCCACUUGGUUGCCGCCGCUGCCCAUGGCAACGCUCCCGCCGUCUUUUGCGAUCCGUCGUUUUCUCCACCUGCCCCCCGACCCGCCCCCCCCCACCCCCACGUUUGUUUUUGGUUUCUCACGGUGGCGACCUGCGGCGUUUUGUUUUUGUCGCGGCGUGCCGAGGAGGGAACCUCGCAAGCGGCUCCGGCCAAAGUGCGUUUACGCCGGACGCAAAAAGGGCACGGGGCAGGCGAGGGGAUCGCGAGCCUCCCGUUGCCAGUCGCACUUUCCAGCGUUGGCAAGUGGCCUUCUCAUUACUUAAGGGGGGUGAGGGGGGGGGGUGACCUGUCCGGCUGUGGGCUGGCCUCGCCCUCGUUGGGGAUCGUCGGCGGCGGUGCGGCGUUGCUGCUUGCGCGCCGCCGAUGCUCCGUGGAUUGCCGCCGGUCGAUUUGUAAAAGAAAUGAAGCCGCCGCUCCUGGCGCGCAGUUGAGCGGGGGCCGCGCCGCGCCGUGCCGACGAUCCCCGAGAAGGGCGAAACCUGCGCCACAAUCUGAACCGUGAGGCGCGGCCGCGGAGGGGUGGCGGGCGAGGUGGCCUCGGUUCGCGCGCUGUGCCACGAUUCCAGCGGCUCGUCACGCUCCGAUGUGGGAAGGCCGGUGGAGGCGCGCCGAGGGUUGUUGGAUCUCAGACGCGUUCGCGAUGCUCCCCCCCCCCCCCCCCGCAGCCGUGGGCGUCGGCCGCCAUCUCCUGGCUUGCCGCGGGCCCCGACUCGGCAGGCCUCGGUGCGAGCCUCGGGGGAGCCCCGACGGCCAGGACGGCACGCGCGGUAACCCCGGCACGCGCGGUAACCCCGGCGGACGCCCCGCCGCAGGCUCAGGUGGAUGCGCAGCGGGGUCGGCACUUAACCACGAACAAAAACGCACGAAGCUUGAAUGACGUCGGACUUGAGAUGUGAAAUGCUGCGCACUAAAGAGACGAAAGUGAAACGUCGGAGGGGUUUCCGAUUCGACGUCGGUGCACGUUUUAGGCUUUUCGAAGGCUUGGCGGAGUAAACCGGGAGCCCGAACUUUACCCCCCCCCCCGACCCCCGGCGGGUCUUGAUGCGGCCCACGUGACGACGACGACGUUACCCCCCCCCACCCCUCCACGCCCUCCGUCUGGACUCGAGUGAUUGGGAGCGUGCCGUUGCUCUCGCUGCGAUUCGUACACGCGCUGCGCUUCCUGUUGCGACCACGUUUUGUUCGUUGAAAAAGACGCCCCCCCCGCGGCCGCCGUUUUUGGACGGGGGGGUUUGUUCGCGGCCGUUUCGCGGCCGGUCUCGUCGGCGAACCGAACGUCCCCCAGCCUUCUCACCCGAGUGUAAUUAUUUUUUUUGUUUUCAAAUUUUUUUAAAAUUUUUUUGCCGCCGUCGGAGCUGCCACAGCACAACCGCCAAAAAACCUUCGCGGCAGAGUCCGCGGCCGGCCACAUCGCCAGCGACGGGGCCGGCUCGAGUUGGUUUUUUUUGGGCCGUUUUGUCGGCACGCGUGUCCGGCCCGUGCAGCGUAGUUGCCCCGCUUGCUGUGCGCCCUGCGUUGCUGCGCAAAGGGAUGGGCUUUGGCGGCGCUGCUGGUCGCGACGUUUAGUGAACCGGGCAUUUAUUUUUUUUGCGGCUUGCAACGCCAGCCGCGAUGUUAUGGGCAGUGGGG
This is a messenger RNA of Petromyzon marinus (sea lamprey), 7232 nucleotides long. RefSeq names its product solute carrier family 12 member 7 (gene SLC12A7). Gene Ontology annotation, cellular component: plasma membrane. Gene Ontology annotation, biological process: chemical synaptic transmission; potassium ion import across plasma membrane; cell volume homeostasis. NCBI's taxonomy places the organism in Eukaryota, Metazoa, Chordata, Hyperoartia, Petromyzontiformes, Petromyzontidae. The record is from RefSeq and is a predicted model, not a curated record. Gene Ontology annotation, molecular function: potassium:chloride symporter activity.